Messenger RNA from Antechinus flavipes (yellow-footed antechinus), 5227 nucleotides. It is a transcript of the gene TGM2, whose product is annotated as transglutaminase 2. Gene Ontology annotation, molecular function: protein-glutamine gamma-glutamyltransferase activity. The coding region runs from base 250 to 2322 and encodes 690 amino acids. The transcript has 14 exons. The record is from RefSeq and is a predicted model, not a curated record. NCBI's taxonomy places the organism in Eukaryota, Metazoa, Chordata, Mammalia, Dasyuromorphia, Dasyuridae. Gene Ontology annotation, biological process: peptide cross-linking.
ACAUCAUAGUAUUGGGGGGACAACUUAGAGUCUAACAUGGACCUGAACAGGAGUCUCUUACAGCAUCCCUAUCAAGUAGUGCCUUUGCUUGAAAGACUUCCAGGAAUGAGGAACUUAUUCCUUUACAAGCUAUAGCCAGCCGCUGGCUUCUUCUGCCCGCUGCUGCCGCCGCCGCCCGUGGCUGCACUCUGAAGCGCGUGUCAGCUCCGUCCCAGACGAAUCCCCGAGAAGCUCCGAAGAAUCAAGAACAUGGCCAGUGAAUUGAUAGUUGAAAAAAGUGACCUGGAGUUUGAAAAGAAUGGCAAAAAUCACUGGACUAGUAGCAUGUGCCAGGAUAAACUGGUGGUCAGACGGGGUCAGCCAUUCGACAUCGUUAUAUAUUUCCAAGACAGGGGCUUUGAGGCUUCUGUGGACAAAGUGAACUUCAUCGUAGAGACAGGGCCCUAUCCCAGUGAAGCUGCAGGCACCAAGGCCAAAUUCCCCCUCUCUGACUUUGUCCAGGAGGGCGUCUGGGCAGCCACUGUGAUUGGCCAAGAAAACAAUGUGCUGUACCUGACAAUCUCCUCUCCACCCCAUGCUCCCAUUGGUUACUACAAACUCUUGAUAGAGACCCUCACAGGAUCCUAUAAUAAUAUAUUCUCCAUCACUGGCUUUAUACUCCUCUUCAAUCCCUGGUGCCAAGAGGAUUCAGUGUAUGUGGAGCACGAUGACUUUCGGAAGGAAUAUGUCCUGAAUCAGCAUGGUAUCAUCUUUCAGGGGUCCUAUAAAUAUGUCAACAAGAUCCCAUGGAACUUUGGGCAGUUUGAAGAUGGCAUCAUAGACAUCUGCAUUGAGCUCCUGAAUAUGAACCCCAAAUUUUUUAAGGAUCCUAGUCGUGACUGUUCCCGCCGCAGCAGCCCCAUCUACAUUAGUCGGGUCAUCAGUGCCAUGGUCAACUGUAAUGAUGACAAAGGAAUCUUAUAUGGGCGCUGGGAUAACUACUACAUGGAUGGAGUCAGCCCCAUGGCCUGGAUAGGGAGUGUGGACAUCCUGAGGAAGUGGAAGAUGAGUGGCUGUCACCCAGUGAAAUAUGGCCAAUGCUGGGUUUUUGCUGCAGUGGCUUGCACAGUGAUGAGAUGCCUUGGAAUACCCACCAGGGUUGUAACCAAUUACAAUUCAGCCCAUGAUUCGAACACGAACCUGACCAUUGAAGUGUACAGAGAUGAGAGAGGCGAGGUACUAAUGAACAAGAGUGAAACAGUAUGGAACUAUCACUGUUGGAUUGAAGCUUGGAUGGACCGUCCUGAUCUAAAGCCAGAGUACAAUGGUUGGCAAGCUAUUGAUCCAACUCCCCAGGAAAAGAGUGAAGGCACAUACUGCUGUGGCCCAGCUUCAAUCAAAGCCAUCAAGAAUGGUGAAGUGAAUACCAAGUACGAUGCUCCCUUUGUCUUUGCUGAAAUCAAUGCAGAUGUGGUAAACUGGAUCAAAGAAAGUGAUGGGGACUUUAAAAAGCUGUACACCAAAACUAUGAUAGUAGGCGUAAUGAUCAGUACAAAGGCUAUAGGCAAGGAUGAAAGAGAAGAUGUCACUCACCACUACAAGUAUCCAGAAGGGUCCAAGGAGGAAAGGGAGACAUAUAAAAGAGCAAAUCAUCUGAACAAGCUAUCUUUAACAAAUGAGCAUUCCCUGGUCGAAAAUGUGAAGAUUAAAAUCAAAGUGUCUCCAAACAUGAGCAAGGGUAAUGACUUUGAUGUCUUUGGUGUGAUCAACAACAAUUCAUCGGAGGAGCAAAAUUGCCAUUUGCUGAUGGCUGCCCGGACAGUCACCUACAAUGGCAGACUUGGGCCUGAGUGUGCCAAGACGGAGCAGUUCUCUCUGGACAUGGAACCCUUAUCUGAGAAGAUAAUACCUUUGAGGAUCUGCUACUCAGACUAUCAGAAGUACCUGGAUGAGAGCAACCUUAUUAAAGUGAAGAUGCUCCUCCAAGUCCUCCAGUCCCAGACUUUCCUGAUGGCGGAGCGAGACAUCUACUUGGUGAAUCCAGAAAUCAAGAUCAGGAUCCUAGGAGAACCCAAAAAGCUUCGAAAGCUGGUGGCUGAAUUGUCCCUUAAAAACCCUCUCCCAGUUCCCUUGCUUAAUUGUGUCUUUACUGCAGAAGGAGCAGGGCUGACUCCGGUGCAGAAGAUAGUUCAUAUCUCUGAACCAGUGGAACCUGGAAACAUUGUCACAACCCGAGUGGACCUGAUGCCCCAGUGGCCUGGACUGCACAAGCUGGUGGUGAACUUCGAAAGUGACAAAAUGAAGGGAGUGAAGGGCUACUGGAAUGUGAUUGUUGGACCAUAGUUCAACUGAGAAGCCGCUCACCAGCUAAGAGGCAUGGGGAGCAAACCCCCAUUUCCUCAUACUUAUCUUAACCUAUACAACUGAGCCUAAUCACACCCUGUAAGAAAACUCCCAAACUGCACCCCACAAAAACAAGAAAAUUCAAUCAAGAGUCUUUCCCUUCUUCUUAUGUUCCAGGGCCUAUAGGGGUUCUCUGCAUCACUCUAGGUCUACAGGAUCAGAGAUGGUCAACAGCCAUCUUUGGGAGUCAGAGAGUCUGUGGAUUGUAUCUCUUUAGCUCAGUAUCCUUCCUAAAAUCCAGAGCCCCCUGAGAAGAGAGGGUUUUUAGUGUUCCCUCAGGGUCCUUUUCUCAUGAUGGACAGUGACUGUCAAAGAGGUAAUAUCCUGUCCUUGACCUACAAUUAUACUUCUAUAGAGACACAACACCCCUUGCUCCAAUCAGGUGUCCUCUUCUUCCACCAUCAGGCCAUGUAGACGGUCUAGACCAGGAUGAUUAAUUUCAAUCUAUAUUCUCCUUUUUAGUUCUCCCAGCUAGCCCCACACAGAGCUAAAGAAAACAGUGGGAGGUUUAGACAAGCAAAAAGAUGGCACCUUGAGUGAAGAGGGAUCAGGAAGCUUGAUAGUGGGGACUGUAUCAUAUCAAAGAAAAAAGUAGGAUGUCGUGGAAAGCUCCCUGGGCUGAGUAAGGAGGCAAAGAUGCUGUUUUGAAAUAUCUGCAGGGCUCACAUAGAAGAUUUUUUUUUUUUGCUUGGUCCCAUUUUGCUGAAAUUGAUAGAAGUUACAGAGAGGUAGAUUUCAGCUCAAAAAAAAAAAAGAUUUUAAAAACCAGGGCCAAUCCAUAAAGGAAUGAAGCUGCCUCAAGAAGUAAAAUGAGCUUUUAUUCCUAGAGCUUCAAGGACAGAGUUUACUUGUCAGAGAUAGGAACUAGAACUGAGGCUUCUUCAAAUUCAGGAUUUCUGUUUUAAUACAAUUUCUUCCUUGACUCUGUGACCUUAGCCAAGCUAUUUCCCAUCUCUGGGCCUCUGUUACCUCCUCUGAAAGAAAGUGACUGGAUUGGAUAAUCUCAUAAUACCCCUGUCUCUUUACCUUGCCCUUCCUACCAAGUUCUGAGACUCUGGAUUAGUGCCUAUAAUCCUGUCCUUCAGAGAGCACAGUUAUUCACAUGUCAGAGGCCGGAGGCCAUAGGAGCCCAUCUGCCUCAUUCUUAAAGGCAUUGGGCUAUCUAUAGCUUGUUAGGUUCUAACAACUCUCAGGUGACUGUAAUACUCAAUUUGCUUUCACACUCUAUCUCUUUGUCAUUAUGUCUUUUGGUCAGCUUACUUUUUCCAUAUCUUCCUCCUUUCUUUUUUCCACCCUUCUCAGUAACUGUACUGGACUUUCCAAGGGCAAAGCUGAGAUUCUUAGGACCCAACUUUUUGUACUAGCUUGUACUAAUGCUUAACCCAGUGCCUAACCCCAGGCACUCCUUGUUGCUCAGCUUCUCAGGACAAGUCUGAAGACUUAUAGGGAAGCAAGGAGAAGAGGUUUUCAAAGCCAAAGCUUGUACAUCUUUGAUCAAGAUCUAAUAAGCUUAAGGAUGCUGAAGAUAGAAUUCUUAUUCAGAUAGGGGGUCAGACUAGAAGGACUUGAAGAUUCCUUGUAACACUGAUCCAGGGAUUCUGUGACAAAAUCUUCCAAACUUGUGUGCCAAUGAUAUGCCUUAAAAAAAUAAAGGGUUAACUUCAUGAGAAGCAAUAUGCCAGAAAAAAGGGACCACGAGUGUGAGGAGUACUGAACUCACCUGAAUAUAUGAAUUUAAGUUGAAGAAGCUAGAGAUUUUUAGCUUAGUGAAGGCUAGGAGAAAUGGGAUGAUAGUUGCCUUUAAAUCUUUCAUAGACUAUUACCAAAAAAAAAAAAAAAAAUCAGACUUCUAUUUAGUUCCAAAAGGCAGAACUACAAACAAUGGAGGGAAGUUAUAAAAAGGCAAAUUUUGUUAAGAAUAAAAAUAAAUCACAGCCAUACAAGAUAGGAAUACAAUGCCUUAAAAGCACUGGAGUCCUUCCAGUAAUCAACAAAUUAAAAAGCAUUCAGUGCCUAUCCUAUUCUAGGAGGUUCUGGAGAUACAAAUUUAAAAAAAAAAAAUGAGAGGGCUUGCCCUCAAAGAGAUUACAUUCUACUCAUGGAUGACCAUUUGGAAUAUCAUGGAGAGGAUUCAUGCUUCAAUUUCAAGCUGUAUCACACAACAUUUGAGGAUCUGUCUAGUAAAUGAAAUUGGAUUUGAAUCUGAAAAUCUGAAAGGUAAUGAACCAUUCCUUAAUUCUCUACCAUCUUCCAGCCUCCAGUUAGAUCCAGGAUAUCAAGCCUCAGAAAGACAGAGAACCCAAAAUGUGUAUAGGUGUUUGGAGACAGAAACUCAGAAGAAUAAUUCCUAGACUGAAAGUCAGAGGACCUAAAUUCUAGUCCUGUUUCUAACAAAAAUGAUUACCCCAAGCAGUUAAUUUUCCUGGCUUUUGUUACCUAGUCUGUAAAAUGAGAAUAAGAAUCCUCUAUAAGAUUGUUUUGAGAAUCUCAUAAUGGUUAUGAAUCUACUGUUAAAAAAACAACACUGUAAAGCACUAUAUCAGUAUGAAAUGGUAUCUGUCUGGAAAACAGGACAUGAAGGGUUUUGGUAGUUUCACUCAGACUUGUUAUUAUUACUAGGGAAAUAUUCUGUUUUCUUCAAACAAGAUUUUAAAAUGUGAGGAAAAAUGGUAUUUGAUUCUGUCCAUAGUUUAUAUCAAGCUUUUUUUAGCAAAGCGGGCAGGGGAACUUGCUUUUGAGCCAUUUGUGCCCAUAUCUCCCCAUAUGUCGGCCCUUGCCAGCCACUUGGGCAUGCUUGUGUAGUACACAUAUGCUGAAGUAAGCAAAAUAAAUUUUUUCACCUGAA